Molecule: messenger RNA, 1444 nt
Organism: Rhodofomes roseus
Lineage: Eukaryota; Fungi; Basidiomycota; Agaricomycetes; Polyporales; Fomitopsidaceae
Exons: 3
Coding region: 109-1293 (394 amino acids)
Source: RefSeq, a predicted model, not a curated record
CUAACCUAGUCCGCUCGGCGCUCAUCGUGACCGGCACCACUUGACACGCACUUACUCGUUGUUCACACCUCUACACCUUUCACUCCUCGUUUCACAGUACCCGUCAACAUGGGAUCUGCGCAGAGCCAUGUCGCUGAAGCCCUCGCUGCGACCCUCGUCGUAGCUGGAGCUGCCGUCGUGUACAGCUACAAGCCGUCCAGCUCGCAGGCGCAUUCUGACCCCGCACCCGUGUCUGUGUCUGCCGCCGGGAAGAACAAGAAGAACACCAAGAAGAAAGCUGGCGCGGAACCUGUUUCCCCAGCAGAGAAGCCCACCACGAAACCCACCGUUGUGCAAUUCCCGCCGGUGGUGCCUGGCGCCUUCGAAGGGUCCUCUGCGCCUCUUGACACGGAGGCAACCCCCGAGUCCGCGCCGAAGGCGACAAAGUCGAAGAAGAAGAAGAGCAAGAAAGCCAACGCGUCGGGCGCGGGGGCGUCGCGUCCAGUCGACGCAAUGUCGGAGUCUUCUGCCACCGCGCCGGAGUCGCCGGCUGCAGCUCCCGCGCGGCCCAUCGCGAAGUCGAGGAAGGCAUCGACGCCAAAGGCAACUCCACCGCCCCCUCCGACUGUCGACACGGACGGCUCGUGGACUCGCGUCGAGUCCAAGCAGAGGAAGGAUUCAGAGCAGCCUACCCCUCUGGACGCUGGGACAAGUGAUGCUGGAGUCACUACCACGUCUUUCACGGGCAACUCGUCUCCUACUGCAACUGCUUCGGACGAGGAGGGCGACGUCAAGGCCUCGACGUCGGACAACCGACGUACGCUCGCGGAGAGGCUACUGCCGAAGCCGCGAAAGACAGGGGUGGACGACAUGUUGGAGACACCCGACUACCCAUCCGUUGCCCGGGUCAUGCGAAUCCAGCCAGGGCCUGACGAUCGACCCGCUGUUGGGUUCUCGUGGGCUGACUAUGAGGAUGUUGAUGACUCGCGCGGGACGGCUGAUGAUGCUGACGGGGAGGAUGACGGUGGUUGGGGUGUCGUGAAAAGCCGUGGUCGCCCCAAAACACAUAAGCCCACAACGACACCCACCGCGUCAGAAAGUGUGUCGAAGAAGCAGCGUCAAAACGCCGCAAAGCGCGACGCGCAGAAGACUGCUAAGGUCGAGGCCGAAGCGGAGCGACAAGCACGGCUCGCGCAGCACAAGCGGGAGCUGGAGCGCGCAAAGAUUGCGGAGCAGUACAGCAAGCCUAGCAAGAAUGUGAGCGGCGGGAUGACAGCUUAUGUAGACGAGAAUGGCAAGCUAGUCUGGAAAUAACCGCGCGCCCAGCCGGUCGUUGUCCAUCGCUGCCUGCGAAUCCGUCCACAGGCUACCUUCACGCCAGGUUCAUAAAAGGGACAUAUACCAGGAUGAUUCGCUUUUUAUAUCUACUGUACUUUCGUGCUAUGUGGUUUCAGACACUCCUUUG